Messenger RNA from Penicillium cosmopolitanum, 2664 nucleotides. RefSeq names its product annexin ANXC4 (gene anxc4). Bases 1 to 2664 code for a protein of 887 amino acids. The transcript is spliced from 3 exons. Gene Ontology annotation, cellular component: cytoplasm. NCBI's taxonomy places the organism in Eukaryota, Fungi, Ascomycota, Eurotiomycetes, Eurotiales, Aspergillaceae. The record is from RefSeq and is a predicted model, not a curated record. Gene Ontology annotation, molecular function: calcium-dependent phospholipid binding; calcium ion binding.
AUGUCCCUCCAGGUCAAUGACCCACGGUCGCGCACCCGAUCCAAGUCUCCUGGCCGAGAGCGCUCACGAUCACGGUCGCGCGACAGUCGAGUCCCUUCUCCCUCACCCUCAGACCGUCCACGCGAGCGUGAGCGCGAUCGCGAUCGCGAUCGUGACCGCUCGCCCGCCAUCGAGGUUCGCGGACCCAAGUCCACCUCCACUUACGCCCCAGAAGACGACGCCGAGAUCGAGCGUCAAUACAAAUUGCUCAAGGAAGGCCGUCUCCGCAAUGAUGACUCGCGAGAUGUUGUCUCGCGGGCUCCUCGCAGCCCUGCCCCCUACGACGUGCGUCGUUCAGACGAUGAUGACAGUGACCGCAGACGCCGCGAGGGCACCUCGUCGCGUCGCCGUCACGACUCUUACCAAGAUCGCGACGAGCAUUCGGACAAGGAAGAUGAUCUCAAGCUGAUCCAGCCGCGCGAGUAUGACUCUCGUGACUCUCGCUCGCAGCGACGUUCCUCGCCGCCGCGUAGUCGACAUGAUGACCCGGACUCGGACUCGGAUGAUGGACUCGCCUAUGGUAACAAUCCUGGCUCGCACCCAAGCUAUGCCCGUCCCGGCCGGUACCAAUACGCGCAGCCAGGAACAAACUACCCGCCUUCUCAGCCUCAACAGAAACCUCAACCCUCCGACUGGGCUCCUGUUCCGGAGUGUGAGCGACCGGGCUUCGUCCCGCCAACUUCCCAGCCUCCUGUCUCGUCCGAAAUGCCAGGCGCUUUCCCGCCUGCGUCGAGUUAUGUUGAGAGUCCCGCGACGAGCGCACCGUCUUUCCCUAUGCCGCAAUAUGCGGGUAUCCCGUCGACGCAGCCGCUCCCGUAUGCCUCCGGCGGAGGGCACUCGCAGGCGGGGUAUGCCCAGCCAGGUCAAUUCCAGUAUGCGCAGAUUGACCCCAACGUGCGCUAUACUUCCAAGACUACGCCGACGAUGCCUUAUACUGCCUCGGCCAAGGAACAGUUUGGCAGACAGCCUGAGCAUUAUAAUAGAUUGCCGGACCAGCAUCGUAGACUGCCGGAUCAGUAUAGCGGCAAAGCACCAGAGCAGCCUGCCUGGCGAUAUAGCCAUGAUCCCCAGUUUGGCGACAAACCGCAGGCCCACGCGCCGUCGCAUUCGCACUCUCGCUCGCAGUCACAGUUGCAAUCGCAGCCGCCGUCACAAUUGUCGGCUCCCCUCCAGCAUCAGCAGCAGGUUGUGGAGAUCACCCCAGGUGGCGGACGCGGCCGUCCCCACAGUCUGUCUGUGUCGUCAGCUAACAAUCUAGCCGUCGCCGCACCUGGAGGCCAUAUCGGCCACCCACCUGCGAGUCCAUUGCUGGAACCGUACCAUGGCACCUAUCAAUCGAUGUCACCCAUGCCAUCGCCCAUCAUGAUGCCAAUCCGGGACGACGACAUCUCAGACCUGGAACCUCUAGAUGGCGGCAGCUCGCUCUCCGAAUCCGGAAAGCGCAAGAAGAAAUCCUCAUCUUCCCGCGAGAAAGAGAAGGAGAAAGAAAGAGAGAAAGACAGCCGACACCGCAGCAGCAAGGAAAAGAUGCGAGAGAAAGAACGUGACCGUGACUAUGACCACCAUCCGCUCACGACCGACACGACUCAACCUCCUCCUUCCGCGGCGGAGACAGCGACAGUCUCAGUCCUAAUCUCACCAACAACCGGCCGCAAGCGCGUCUCCUUCUACGACGCCUCAUCCGACGCCUCAGCAAUGCAAUCCGCACUCAACCACACCCGCAACAUCGACAACAAAUCCAUCCUCUCCAUCCUACCACGCCUAACAUCCGACGAAAUCCUCACCCUACGCGCAGAGUACAAGAACAAAGUAAAAAUGCACGGCAAAGGAAUCAAUCUCGCCAAACACCUCCGCCUAAAACUAGGCAACUCCUCCUUCGGAAAAGUAGCCUACGCCACCGCCCUAGGCCGCUGGGAAUCAGAAGCAUACUGGGCAAACUGCUACUACCAAGCCGGCACCUCUCGGCGCGAAUUACUCAUCGAAUCACUAAUCGGACGAUCGAAUUCCGCAAUCCGCGAAAUUAAAAACUGCUUCCGCGAUACUCGCUACGAUAAUAGUCUUGAGCGGUGUAUGCGGUCUGAGCUGCGGGCGGAUAAGUUCCGUGUUGCGGUUUUGCUGGCGCUUGAGGAGAGAAGGCAGGAGGAGCGUGAUCCGAUUGAUUCUAGACUUGUUAGGGAGGAUUUGACGGACCUUCAUCGUGCGUUGGUUAGUCGGGAUGGUGGGGAGACGGCUAUGAUUCAUAUCAUUGUGAGACGGAGUGAUGCGCACUUGCGUGAGGUGCUGCGUGCUUAUGAGAGUGUUUAUGGGCAUAAUUUUGCUAGGGCUAUGAUUGCCAAGUCGAAGAAUUUGGUGGGUGAAACACUAGCCCACAUUCUAAACGGCGCGAUAAACCGACCCAUGCGCGAUGCGCUACUCCUCCACCAAGCUCUCCGCGAAUCCAGGACGAAAGGCGAACGGUCUGAAUUGCUCAUUUCUCGACUCGUUCGCUUGCAUUGGGAGCCUAGACACCUUGAGCAGGUUAAGGCUGAGUAUCGGAGGAGAUAUAAUGAGCGUCUUGAGGAGGCUAUUGCUGAGGAGAUUAUGUCUUCUACGACUGGGGCUGAGUGGGGGGGAGUUUUGUAUUGA